AAGAGCACCAGUUUCCGUAUCUUAUGGAAGACGAAGGUUAGCUAGCUAGCUGGCUAGAUAUCUGGAUUCUUGUGUGCUGACAUUGAAGCAAAGAAACUAUCGUUUGUUGCGUUUACUUUUUGUUGGAUUAAAAAGGAUCACCAUGGUGACGGCAAAGCGUCUGGCUGAUAUCGGUUACCGCGCUUUUUCCGCCUCAAUGAUGCUGCUGACGGCAUACGSAGGCUACCUGUGUACGAUGCGAGGAAUGCGGUACUGGGAGAAGCAGAAACAGCUGAAACUGGCUGCAAAGAACCAGGACCCUGAAAUUAUGAAAGACUGACGUUUCCCAUUCCUCUACGCCAGUGGUGUCAAACUCAUUUUUAUUUUGGGCCAAAUCAAAAAUCUGAAUGUUCUUAAAGGGCCGGUUGCACCAGAA
Poecilia reticulata (guppy) is the source of this 415-nucleotide messenger RNA. The record is from RefSeq and is a predicted model, not a curated record. Lineage: Eukaryota; Metazoa; Chordata; Actinopteri; Cyprinodontiformes; Poeciliidae.